AUGGGUGAGGCCUCGGAUGCCAGCUCAGAAAAGUUGUUCAAUACAGUCACAAACAAAGAUACAGACUUAGGAGUUGUUACGCUAACAGAAAAUGAAGAUCAAGAGGCCAGGUCUUUGGCUCUCCCCAAAAUAUCAGGAUUAGAACGGAGCCAAGAGAAGAGUCAGGACGGUGGAAAAGAGCCAUCGCUUGACCCUGUUGUGCCUCAGGAUCUUUGUCCUCAAGUUUCGCAGCCUUUGGCCCCACCUCGUUUGGAGCCACCAACGGAGGCACGUUCUCCAGAGCCUGCUGGUGUCCACCCUGCUCGCUCCUCCUAUUCGGAAGCCCCAGAGAAGCAACCAGCUUUGGAAGAGGCCCAGUUUCCCACCGUUCCUCCUUCCCAAAUACAACAUCCACCGAGACCUCCCUCUCCUGGGCAGCCGGCACAUCCAAACUUACCACCUUCUCAGCUGCGUCCUCCCUCCCGUAGCCUUGCACAACAGUUGUCGACUUACAACAGCAGCAGUUUAAGCCUCAACAGCUUGAGCAGCAGCAGAAGCAGCACCCCAGCCAAAAGUCAACCCCCUCCUCCCCCUCCGCCUCAUCCCCCCAUAGCUCAUCACCCCUCGGCAUCCCCCUUCCCUCUCUCUUUACCCAAUCACAGCCCCCUUCAUAACUUCACACCUGCCCUCCAGCCUUCUAAUCACACCCAUCACCCCAAUAUGUUUGCCCCUCCCACGGCAUUGCCUCCUCCUCCUCCUCUGACAUCGGGGACAUUACAAGUUCCAGCUCAUCCCGCUGGCACUGCUUACUCAGAGCAAGAUCUUCUCCGCCAGGAGCUGAACACUCGGUUUCUGGCUUCCCAGAGCGCCGAUCGUGGCGCCUCGCUGGGCCCACCACCCUACCUGAGGACCGAGUUCCACCAACACCAGCACCAACACCAGCACACACACCAACACACGCACCAGCACACCUUCACGCCUUUUCCUCACGCCAUCCCUCCAACAGCCAUCAUGCCAACGCCAGCACCUCCCAUGGUGCGUAAUCCAGGCAGAAAUGUGAGGAUAAGUAGCGCGCAGACUUCUUUUGUUGCAAAGUAUAUCGUGACAGCUACAAAUAAUAAUCACAACAGCAAAGAUGUUUGUGGAGUCAUGGGAGAAAAGACUGAAAGGCAUUUGGGACCCUCUGGACAGUUCCCCUUUGCAAUGGGGAAGGGUCUUGAGGUAAAGGGACUCCCAUGUUUGACAGAUCCAUUCAGGCCCAUGUUGAGGAAACCAGGCAAAUGGUGUGCUAUGCAUGUUCAUAUUGCUUGGCAGAUAUACCACCAUCAACAGAAAGUCAAGAAACAGAUGCAGUCUGAUCCCCACAAAUUGGAUUUUGGUUUGAAACCUGAAUUUCUGAGCAGACCUCCAGGUCCCAGUCUUUUUGGGGCCAUCCAUCAUCCUCAUGACUUAGCCCGGCCAUCAACUCUUUUCUCAGCAACCAGUGCCGCCCAUCCUGCCGGUCCUACGUUUGGCCCUCCCCCGCACCACAGCAACUUUCUCAACCCUGCAGCCCAUUUAGAGACUUUUAAUCGGCCCACGACGUUCACCAGCCUUGCAGCCAUGAGCAGCAAUGCCUUCGGGGGACUUGGCAACCAUGCCGUUACACCCAAUGCUAUGUUUGGCCACAAGGAUUGUCCCGGCAUGCAAAGCUAUAGUAACCCACACGAGCCUUGGAAUCGUCUGCACCGAACGCCUCCUUCGUUUCCAACUCCACCACCCUGGCUGAAGCCAGGUGAGCAGGAACGCAGCGCGUCCGCUGCAGCUCAUGAACGAGACAGAGAUGUAGAUAAAGGAGAUGCUUCUCUUAGUAAAGAUGACAAAGAAAGGGAGACUGUUGAGAAAAGACACUCAAGCCACCCUUCACCAGCAUCUAUCCAUUCUGUGAGUUCCCUCGGACACAGCCGCAGCUCAGUUGAACAGAUGAGGAGCCACCUGAACUCAGAAGCUCGUGAAAAAGAGAAGUCCAAAGAGCGGGAGAGGGAUCAUCCAGAACCACGGAAGGAAAUCAGUGCCGAUGAGCCACACAAGGCAAAGGACAACUACAUUUCAGACAAGGAAAGCGUGAGCCACGAUAGCAGAUCGUUGGAAGAAUCUAAGCAAGCAUCUCAGGUGCCUUCACCCUUCACCAGGACACCUGUAGCAGAAAGCACCAGACCGAACAGCAACUCGAGUCGGGAUGCUGAGAAGAAGAGUGAACCUACCUAUGAGAACCUGAAAAAAUCGAGCGAGGUCAAAGUGAAAGAGGAGAGGAAGGAAGAUCACGACAUUUCUCCGGAAACACCACAAACACACCGGCCUUCUGAGCAGCCACCAUCCAUGCCCACAUCCAGUGUCCAUCCAGGCUCUUUAGCGUCCAUGCCCAUGACGGUGGGCGUCACUGGCAUCCACCCCAUGAACGCCAUCAGCGGUCUGGAUAGGACUCGCAUGAUGACCCCUUUCAUGGGCAUUAGCCCAAUCCCGGGGGCCGAACGCUUCCCAUACCCUUCAUUCCACUGGGACCCCAUGAGAGAUCCCUUGAGGGAUCCCUACAGAGAUUUAGACAUCCACCGGAGAGACCCUUUGGGUAGGGAGUUUCUCCUGAGGAACGAUCCGCUGCACCGCCUCUCCACACCCAGGCUCUACGAGGCAGAGAGAUCUUUCAGGGACCGAGAGCCACAUGACUAUAAUAAUCAUCACCACCACCCUCUUUCUGUUGACCCGCGCCGUGAGCACGAAAGAGGAGCACACCUGGACGAGAGGGAAAGGUUGCACAUGCUCCGAGAGGACUACGAGCAUGUACGGCUUCACUCUGUGCACCCGGUGGCGCUGGAUGGUCAUUUGGCUCAUCCAAGUCUCCUUACUCCAGGACUUCCUAGUAUGCAUUACCCUCGGGUCAGCCCCCCGUCAGGACUUCAGAAUGGCAUCCUCAAUAAAACUCCUCCCACAGCGGCCCUGAGUGCUCCUCCCCCUCUCAUUUCCACCCUCGGACCUCGUCCUGGUUCCCCCCGAAGGACUACCCCUUUGUCGACAGAAAUGAGGGACAGGCCGCCUUCACACACUCUCAAGGACAUCGAAGCGCGAUAAGUAAUGGCCGAACAUACAUCCAAGUGAGAGAACAAUUAGACAAACAGAUCUUCUUACUCAAUAAAUGUAGACUUUGGUAAUGACCCAGCUGUAUAAGAUGUACACACCCAGAUGUACUAAGGUUUUUCUUUUCUUUCUUGGUUUGUUUUUUCCAAAAAAAUAAUAAUAAUGGUUGGGUUGUGUGUUAUAUGUUGAAAAAAAAAGUUUUCAGAACCUUUUAGACAAAUUGGCACAUUUUCUACGUAAAUGCUCUUUCUUUCUUACUGUUCCUAACAGAACAAGAUGUAAGGCAGUAUUUCAUCUCCCCCUCAAAGUUGUCCCUCUUUCCACCUUUCUGUCUCUCUCUCUCUCUCUUCAUUCUCUCCAAGUUGAAAUGAAGAAAAAGUAGAAUCCCUUUAUUUUACUUUUUUUUUUUUUCUACCCUGUAAGAGAGUUGUUGAAAAUAACAUUAUUUCGUGGGUUAGUGGGUCAUAUAUGCAACAUGGGUGAGACGAAAGCUUUACUUUGUAAAUAUGUACAUAGGGGGAAAAAAAGAAUAAGUAACAUAAUGCAUUGCUACUUCUUAAACUGUGCUCUUUGCAGACUUUAAUUGUGUGAAAGACCGCAGACCUGCGGUACAUCUAAUGUCAUAAGACAGCUAAACCCCUUCAGCUAUGCAAUUAAUUUUUGAGGUUUUUCACAAAAGCCUCUUUAACUCAAAGGAGCCUUGUCAACACACACAACCACACACAAAGUCAUACUUUCCCUGAACAAACUCACAUAACCCUGAAACCUUUUGGAUGAAGAAAUAAGUCAUCUUCAUCUUCAACAAAUUAGAGCUUGGAUUGCUCCUAUUGUUCGUUUUUCCUACCUAUUUUUUUUUUAAAAAAACCCUUUUGCUAGCUAGUGUUGUUCCUUUUUCAUUAUUUAAUUUGAAAAAAAAAUGUUGUACAAUGUUAGAUUACAUCCAGCCUCUUCAUUGCUGUUCCUGGGUCACUGUGAAUCAAACUUUAAAACUUAGAAGUAGACCAUUUUUUCUGAAAGCCAUUUAGAGGAGCCAAACAAACUCUGAAUUUAACUCCCAAGAAUCCAGCCAGCAUUAUUGCCUGGACUGUCCUUCUCUUUAGGUCUUAUAAAAUGUGAGGAAUGGGUAAGAGACUCACAAUUUGCUCCCCCACUUCCAGGUUUUUGGCCAGAUUACAACUUUGAAUUAAGAACUAUGGAAAUUAUGAAAUAAAUGAGAAAUUACUAUGUUAAUUUCAAUGUUAUCAAAUGAAGCAAUUGUCCUGACUUUGCCUAUUUGGUCAUCCUUGUUUCAUGCAACAUAUAGAGUAUAAGCCAGGGAUCUCCAAAGUUGGCAACUUUAAGACUUGUGGACUUCAACUCCCAGAAUUCCCCAGACAGCAUGACUGGCUGUGGAAUUCUGGGAGUUAAAGUCCACAAGUCUAAAGUUGACUGGCUGAGGAAUUCCGGGAGUUAAACUUACCAAGUCUUAAAGUUGCCAACUUUGGAGACCCCUAUUAUAAACAAUGAUUUCUCUAAGUGACAAAACGAGUGUCAUGAAACAAGACUGACACUUAUAUAGGCUAAUCUGCCCAGUGGGGUUAGAAAAGGCAAGAUGGUAGUCACAACAUGAUCAAUGCCCAGCUUAUUUUUUAAAAAAACUUUUGCUUUAUGAAGCAAAAGUUAUGAAAUGCCUGUAAAAAUAGGCCGGACUUUGAUCAUGCAGUCACAGCUGCCAUUUGACUUCCUAACCUCUCUCCCAGAUGCCCCCAUAGUUACAUGCUUAUACCAGAUUUUGAGGUCAGAGUAGUUAAAGCCCAAUAACAAUAUUUGUACAAGAUCCUAAACGUGGUUCAUAAUCACCUUGGUUAAUUGUUUAGUUUUGUGGUUUAUGAAAAUCCGGUCCAUAGGGUGAGUUUAUAGACUCAAAAACAAAACCUCCAGAUUCUUGCCCCUAAUUCUCUCAUUAAGGUUGGGCAAGCAAGGAAGUGUUACGUAGAGAUGAAUGAUGGGGUUUGUAGUCCAAAAUCUGGUGGGUAAAAUGAUGGGUCUUGGGCGUUGCCUUAGUGGUUCUAGCCACCUCCAAAACUCAGCAAACAAAGGGCACCUGAUGCUUCAAGACUAUUCGCAGAAAUAUCUUCUCUUAUUUUGGCAUCGGUUCGAUCUGAUGGGAAUUGGAGUCCAAAACAACCGCAGUACACCAUGUUGCCUGUAUUGAGUUUAGAGCUGAGCCUUAUAACUUUUCUAAAUGCUAUCUGUUGUAAACCUGAUACCUCUGGUGCUAUAUGGAGUAGGAACUUGGAACGUAAAUAUCUUUGCCAUUUGGGAGAAAGAAUCACUGAUUUUGGGGUCAGGUACCAAUUUUCUUAACCCUUUUCCUGCAUUCAGACUCUAGUUGAACAUCCAUUAACAUAGGCAUAAGCCUUGUUAUAAGGAUGCACCUCUGACUAGGCGAAGAAGUCUGCUAUUAGCUCUUCAGAUACGUUGGUAAGACAGUACACUUAGGUUAAUAUUUUUCCACCAUCCCAUCAUUGUAGGGGUGAGCAGUAGAGGACCAUGGCAACAUGUUGGCUGUAUCCCCCUCUGGGAAUCCACAGGAGCACCAUGAAUAUUCCAGAAGCGAGAAAAGGCUUAAAUUUCAUGAGAUCAAAUAGGUUAGGAGAUGUCAAUGAUCUCAUUUGAAAUUUCAUGCAUUUUCAGGUGAGAAGAUUGGAGCCUUAGAAGAUGUGGAUGGAGGUGUGUAAGAAUCCUAAAAUUGCUUGAAAUUGGUACUCCCAAGAGGUUUGGGCCAUUUUAAAAAGGAUACUCUGCUUGAUUUUUGGGGUGUGCAUCCCAUUAUAGGUAGUCCUUGACUUACAACCAUUUGCUUAGUGACCAUUCAAAGUUAACAGCGGCACUGAGACAAGUGACUGAUGAUUAUUUCUCACACUUACAACCAUUGCAGCAUCCUUAUAGUCAUGUGAUCAA
Molecule: messenger RNA, 6033 nt
Organism: Pseudonaja textilis
Lineage: Eukaryota; Metazoa; Chordata; Lepidosauria; Squamata; Elapidae
Source: RefSeq, a predicted model, not a curated record